Macrobrachium nipponense is the source of this 627-nucleotide messenger RNA. RefSeq lists its product as uncharacterized. The transcript has 3 exons. NCBI's taxonomy places the organism in Eukaryota, Metazoa, Arthropoda, Malacostraca, Decapoda, Palaemonidae. The coding region runs from base 1 to 627 and encodes 208 amino acids. The record is from RefSeq and is a predicted model, not a curated record.
AUGAUUCCUGUGGAGGCAUGGAAAGCAUUAGGAGAUGAAGGAGUGGAUAUACUGUACGCUCUUAUGAUAAAGAUCCUUGAGCAGCAAAAGAGGCCAAAUGAGUGGUGUGGGAGCAUAUUGGUCCCAGUUUUUAAAGGGAAUGGCGAUGUCCAAGAGUGUGGUAAUUAUAUGGGUAUUAAAUUGAUGUCCUAUACUUUGCAGAUACUGGAAAGGAUGAUAGAUGCAAGACUGAGAGAAGAAGUACAAAGAGAAAGCAUGAGAAAGACAGAGGAGAAGAAGAUGGAUGUGGCAGAAAUGAUAAUGCUUAGGUGGAUGUCUGGGGUGACAGUAGAGGAUAGGAUCAGAAAUGAGUACAUAAGGGGGUCGACUAAGGUGGUGGAAGUAUCAAAGAAAGCGCAGGAUGACAACUGCACAAGGAGCUACAAGAGAACCCUGCUGCAGCAGGUAUUGAUGUCAAAAAUGAUAGAGAGGAUUGCACUCACAGAAGAGAAGAGGCGCCUACUAGUCGAGUGGGAGAACCUCUGCCAUAGCAGCAGGGAGGAUGUCAUAGCAGACUCUUCUCCAAGACCAAGAACAGCAUCGGGACAUUAUGGACUGCCUUUGCCACUUGGAGGAGAAGGAUGCUGA